Messenger RNA from Thelazia callipaeda (thelaziosis nematode), 378 nucleotides. Lineage: Eukaryota; Metazoa; Nematoda; Chromadorea; Rhabditida; Thelaziidae. The record is from the annotation of a GenBank genome assembly.
AUGGGCAGUGAACAACAGUGGGAUAAAGAAAAUGCAUGGCCACCAAUGGUACAUAUGGUUAUUGAGGGCUUUCGUACCACAGGUGAUCCUGUGCUAAUGAAAGCAGCUGAAACUAUGGCAACGCAGUGGUUAACUGUAACUUAUAAAUCAUUUAUUCGUACUCAUUCAAUGUUCGAAAAGUAUAAUGUCUCUGCAAAGUCUGAAGAAUGUAGUGCUGGUUCUGGUGGAGAAUAUGAAGUGCAGACCGGGUUUGGCUGGACGAACGGUGUAAUAUUAGAUUUAUUAGAUAAAUAUGGGCAGAAAAUGACUUCAGCUGCAUCAUAUCCAACUCAGUGGCUGCUUUAUACCGUGUUUUUGUGUCUGGUCAGAAUACUGUGA